GAGAAAGUUUAAGAGGGUGCCGGCGUCAGUGGGUUUGAUCAUGUCGCUCACAGCUUACCAGACGGCACUAAAUGAGUCAAACUUCAUUCUAAUAGCCGACGCACCAGUGACUUAUGCAUGUUUGAAUAAUUCCAGCUGCAAAGUUUUCUGGGCAAGAAAUGGGCGAUGGGCGAUGGGUGAUGAGCAGUGGACAGUGGACAGUGGGUGCACCGGUAGACCGACCAUGAUACAAUGGACAAUCAAUGUGAACACUGCCGGCAGACAAACAGAUGCGGAAGACACGUUCCUUUUUUGAAGUUGGCGCCGUCGUUUAUCUGUCUCGUGUGGGCAAUGUAGCCA
Botrytis cinerea B05.10 is the source of this 339-nucleotide messenger RNA. RefSeq lists its product as hypothetical. The record is from RefSeq and is a predicted model, not a curated record. Lineage: Eukaryota; Fungi; Ascomycota; Leotiomycetes; Helotiales; Sclerotiniaceae. The coding region runs from base 41 to 295 and encodes 84 amino acids. The transcript is spliced from 2 exons.